GCGCCCCUCUCGACUCGCCGGCCGUCAGUCGCGCUCCAUCGCUCUACCAGUUCGUUGUCGUACGGUCGUCUUCUCGAAUACGCACACACCAUGGCCGAAGAACAGGAGAACAAGACCGCCGCCGAAGAGACUCCCAAGCCGGAGCAAGAGGUUGUGAAGGCGGAGGAGGCCGAGAAGGCUCCUGAAGAACCGCCGAAGGAGAUGCGAGCCGUGGUUCUCACGGGGUUCGGCGGCCUCAAAUCCGUCAAAGUGCUGAAGAAGCCGGAACCGACAGUAGCUGAGGGAGAAGUUCUCAUCAGAGUCAGGGCUUGUGGCCUAAACUUUCAAGACCUGAUGGUGAGGCAAGGCGUGAUCGACUCUCUGCCCAAGACACCUUUCAUCCUGGGGUUCGAGUGCGCUGGUGAGGUGGAGCAAGUUGGGGAGGGUGUAGAGAAGUUUAAGGUGGGAGACAGGGUUGUAGCUCUGCCAGAGUACCGAGCGUGGGCCGAGCUGGUCACGGUUCCGCAGCAGUUUGUGUACCCGCUGCCCGAUGACCUCAGCUUCCUUGACGCUGCGGCACUCACCAUGAACUACAUCGUCGCGUACAUCCUGCUCUUCGAGUUGGGAGGCCUGUCUCCUGGCAAGAGUGUUCUCGUGCACUCUGCCGGCGGUGGAGUGGGCCAAGCUGUCGCCCAGCUCUCCAAGACCGUAGAGGACACUGUAGUAUUUGGAGUUGCUUCGAAGGCCAAACAUGAAGCCAUCAAAGACAGUGUCGACCACCUGCUGGAACGUGGUACCGACUAUGCUAGCGAAGUUAGGAAGAUAUCUCCUGAAGGAGUAGACAUAGUGCUGGACUGCCUGUGUGGAGAGGAAUGCAACAGAGGCUACUCCUUGCUCAAACCUAUGGGCAAAUAUGUACUUUAUGGAUCUUCUAGUGUGGUAACUGGAGAGACGAAGAGCAUCUUGAGUGCAGCACGAUCCUGGUGGCAAGUAGACAAGGUUUCACCUAUCAAGCUGUUUGAUGAGAACAAGUCUCUGUCAGGCUUGAAUCUGCGACAUCUGAUGCAUCAACAGAACAGUGCAGGCUACGUUGCCCGGAUCUUUGACACUGUAGUUGCUCUCUGGAGAGACGGCAAGGUCACCCCCGUUGUUGAUUCCACCUGGGCCAUCGAAGACGUGCCGGAAGCCAUGCAAAAGAUGCACGACCGCAAAAAUAUCGGCAAGAUUAUUAUGGAUCCCAGUAUGGAACCUAAGCCUAAGCCUGCUACCCCAGCCAAGGGCAAGGCCAAGUCCAUUGAUAAAGAUGAGAAGAAGAAGUCUGAGGAUGAAUCCAAUGAUUCACCCCCUCCUUCAGCAGAUGGCAAAGAGAAGGAGGAGGAGAAGAAGGCCUCGAGUUGAGCUACCCAUGAAAGCUUUACACGAGAAGAAUUUUCACAGCCUUAAACCAAAAAAAGCAAGCCAGAUGCACGGAUCUCUAGCGAAUGGAUUGUCUCACUAAGUCAUUUAUUCAUUUAGUCAAACGCAAUUUGGUUAAGCAUUUAAAGGUUAUAAUUGAUUUGUUGCAUUUAAUAAUUUUCACAAUUUAAAAAAUAAUAAUUUUAUAUUCACUCUAUUUUUUCAAUUGGUAGAUAGUGUAAAAUAUUCUAUUCUGUAGAGAUUAAAACUUUUGUAGGAUAUUCCUUGCUUACCUUAUAUAGGAAUGUAAUGUAACGUACUUGUAUGUAAGAACAUGUAUGGACUAUUGGAUAUCUCAUAUAGUAUUAUCCUUGUGAUUCUGCUAUAAUUUUAAUAGUUGGAUUCAUUUUCUUUAAACACAGUUUUAAUGUAUUAGAAUUAGGCAUAGAUUUAUGUUGUAUAUUGUUUUUAGUCGUAUUACCAAUAUUUUUAUACAUAGUUAAUCUAAUUCUUUAUGUUUUGUUGAUAGAGUAUCAGUAAUAUUACCUUUUAAAAUAUUGUUAUUGAAUGAUGAUUUUAAUCUUAACACGUAUUUUUCAAUUAUCAUAAAAUCAGAAGCUGUUAAACUAGUAUUUGGAUUUAAAAAAUCAAUUUGGCACAUGAGCAGCUGGCGAGGUGAGAAAUGCGUGUUAAUUGUUAGCACUUAGGCUAGGCAAGAUAUAAGUAAUUUUGUUUGAGUUAUAUAUUUUAUUAGUGUCCUUAUUAAAAAUGUAAAUUCGUGAUGUAAAUAAGCUUAGGAUUUCUAAAGAGAUGCUUCUCGCAGCAAUUUCUUUACCAGUUUUGCUUUGACGCAACCAAAUAUUAAAUGGAUUGUUUAGAAAACUGCUCAACUCAAUUUGUCAUUUCCAAGGUAGAAAAAACACAAGGUGUGUAGCUUGCUGAAGUUGAAAUCAAUUUAAUGUUCCUUAUCAAACCAAUGAAGCGUUAGGCCAGCUCUAGGGGUAGUCUCAGCCAACAUUGCAUUUAUUAGUCUGUUGAAAAUGUUUGAAUUUUUCACUGACAAUCACGUAAUAGCACAUCAAAGGUUAAAAUUUUAUGGCAGCAUUCACCUGAAGUGGCUGUGAAAGAGGUGACCUAUAGGGGAUCUGUUAGUAAUUAGAGACUUAGUGGUUGUUGUUUACAGGCCGUCCUUUUUUUAUUGCAAUUUAGGACUGAACUGUGAAACUAUUGAAUAUCACUGAAUAAAUUUAACCCUAGAAGUGGAUACACAUUCUUUUGUUGUCUUUCAAAUCAAGUCUGGAAAAUGGAUAGACAGUGAAAUUGUGCAAACUUUAUUUCUCAUGUGAAACAGUAAAUGAAUGUUUUGACUACAUUUAAUUCAAUGCAUGGAAUGCCAUCUGAUAGUUGGCAGUAAUAUUUGUAGAGUAAUUUUGUGUGUUUUUUUAAUCCACAUUCUGGUACAUGAUCAAUUUUUUACAAAUGAACUUGCACUUGCUCUUUGCAACAUUUGUUCUAAUUUAGAAUUUUCAUACCAAUUUAUGGAAACAUGAAGUGAGCUAAUGAAGGGUAUAAUUUCAGUAAUUUGACAUAAAUAAUCAGCCACUGAUAAUCAUGUUUGUCCCUUCGCACAUACUGUUUCAGUUUUGUCCGUAAGUAGGCAUUUUUGUCGAAAGUUCUAUAAUAUUGUGUUUGGUAUUUCUUGGUGUCAUAUUAUUAUUGGCAUUAGACUUUAGUUUGGAAGCACCUAAGGGUUGAGUUAGUUGUUAUUUACGAAUAUGGAAAUUUCCGUGAAGAAAUCCUGUAUUUCACAUGAUAUGUCACAAUUAUAGAAAGUCUAUUUUUUUUAUGUAGCCAACAAAAAUUGGGUGUCUACCAUUUGGAGGUUUGCUCAGUGCCACUUCUAGGGUUACGAUGCCAACAGUUACUGAUCAUUGCCUUGAACACUGCCUUAAGUAGAUAAAUGGCGGAUGCAAUGAAUUGAUAUUAUCUUUUUUCGCAGUCAAGUAUUUUUUUAUUGGAUUAAACUUACCAACAGUGAGUAAACUAAACCGAUUUUGUAGGUGAACUGACGAUGAAUGAUGGAAGAUGUGUUAAAUAUAAAUCAUUGACCAAGAUGAUAAUUUACAUGUACAAUUCUAUUUCAAGCAAAGAACGGAAUAGUAAGAAUAGAACUAACAUUUCUGUAGACAUAUUUUAUUUAGAUAGUUGAGUAGAGAAAAAUGAAGAGUUAUAUUUUACGAAAAGUUAUUUAUUCUAACUGCAUUUUGCAUCUUGAAUAUUUUUUUAAACAUAUUAUGAAGUAUUUUAAAUUACUAUUUUUUAUCUUAAAAUUGAAUAGGUGGUUAGUAGAUUAAGUGCUAAUAUUUGGUGCAAGUACCGACGUUAAUCUUAAGCGUACUAUGUAUUACAGUACCAAAGUUAUACUUAGUAAAUCCAGAUCCUACUCGGUGUCUAUCGCCUAUUCUCAGUGUUGUUUACCAAAGUUAUUCCCUUGCAUUGCAUCUUUAACUGCUUUAUCUGUAUUCUAUUUUAAUCUGGUAUAAUACCAAUAUUUUGUAUCUGUGUUUGCUACAAUAUACGCUCCUAUACUUCACUAGAGGCUAUGUGUUCAGUACAGCCAUAAGCUUGUGCGUUGGGCGUGUGUAUGGUUUCAAUAUUUAAGGAUCUCUCUGGAAAAUACAUGACCAAAUAAAGUUUAAUGUUUAAUA
Homalodisca vitripennis (glassy-winged sharpshooter) is the source of this 4082-nucleotide messenger RNA. Its product is annotated as synaptic vesicle membrane protein VAT-1 homolog-like. The coding region runs from base 91 to 1377 and encodes 428 amino acids. The transcript is spliced from 9 exons. NCBI's taxonomy places the organism in Eukaryota, Metazoa, Arthropoda, Insecta, Hemiptera, Cicadellidae. The record is from RefSeq and is a predicted model, not a curated record. Gene Ontology annotation, molecular function: oxidoreductase activity; zinc ion binding.